This is a messenger RNA of Pongo pygmaeus (Bornean orangutan), 1162 nucleotides long. RefSeq names its product alkaline ceramidase 3 (gene ACER3). The transcript has 11 exons. Lineage: Eukaryota; Metazoa; Chordata; Mammalia; Primates; Hominidae. The record is from RefSeq and is a predicted model, not a curated record. Gene Ontology annotation, biological process: phytosphingosine biosynthetic process; ceramide metabolic process. Gene Ontology annotation, molecular function: N-acylsphingosine amidohydrolase activity. Gene Ontology annotation, cellular component: endoplasmic reticulum membrane. The coding region runs from base 113 to 916 and encodes 267 amino acids.
GAGGCAGGGCAGGGCGGGGCGCGAGCGAGCGCGCGGGCUGGGCCGGAGCCGGCCUGGUCGCCAGCCUCACCCGGCACAGUGAGCGGAGCGCCUGGGCGGCGGCGGCGGCGUGAUGGCUCCGGCCGCGGACCGGGAGGGCUUCUGGGGCCCCACGACCUCCACGCUGGACUGGUGCGAGGAGAACUACUCCGUGACUUGGUACAUCGCCGAGUUCUGGAAUACAGUGAGUAACCUGAUCAUGAUUAUACCUCCAAUGUUCGGUGCAAUUCAGAGUGUUAGAGACGGUCUGGAAAAACGGUACAUUGCUUCUUAUUUAGCACUCACAGUGGUAGGAAUGGGAUCCUGGUGCUUCCACAUGACUCUGAAAUAUGAAAUGCAGCUAUUGGAUGAACUCCCAAUGAUAUACAGCUGUUGCAUAUUUGUGUACUGCAUGUUUGAAUGUUUCAAGAUCAAGAACUCAGUAAACUACCAUCUGCUUUUUACCUUAGUUCUAUUCAGUUUAAUAGUAACCACAGUUUACCUUAAGGUAAAAGAGCCGAUAUUCCAUCAGGUCAUGUAUGGAAUGUUGGUCUUUACAUUAGUACUUCGAUCUAUUUAUAUUGUUACAUGGGUUUAUCCAUGGCUUAGAGGACUGGGUUAUACAUCAUUGGGUAUAUUUUUAUUGGGAUUUUUAUUUUGGAAUAUAGAUAACAUAUUUUGUGAGUCACUGAGGAACUUUCGAAAGAAGGUACCACCUAUCAUAGGUAUUACCACACAAUUUCAUGCAUGGUGGCAUAUUUUAACUGGCCUUGGUUCCUAUCUUCACAUCCUUUUCAGUUUGUAUACAAGAACACUUUACCUGAGAUAUAGGCCAAAAGUGAAGUUUCUCUUUGGAAUCUGGCCAGUGAUCCUGUUUGAGCCUCUCAGGAAGCAUUGAUGAAUCAUUCCACCAAGAAAACAAACAAGCACCUACCAUAGACCUGGCAGAAUAAAUAAGGAAAUCCUUUAAGAUCUACAAGUUCAAAUAUGUCAUGACCAUCACAGCAGAGGAGUGACUUUCUGACUAAUGCUGCCACCCACACAGAGAAUAAGGAGUGGGGCCUGCUGGGUGUUUAGCUCAUGGCUUUAUCUUAUUUGUCCCCCUCCUCCUUUCACACUCCAGUUUAUAAAGAAACAGAGAUGA